Molecule: messenger RNA, 1477 nt
Organism: Sabethes cyaneus
Lineage: Eukaryota; Metazoa; Arthropoda; Insecta; Diptera; Culicidae
Gene: Atg6
Product: beclin-1-like protein
Exons: 3
Coding region: 111-1385 (424 amino acids)
Biological process (GO): autophagy; autophagosome assembly; late endosome to vacuole transport
Cellular component (GO): phosphatidylinositol 3-kinase complex, class III, type II; phosphatidylinositol 3-kinase complex, class III, type I; phagophore assembly site
Source: RefSeq, a predicted model, not a curated record
AUUAGUUAUCUUCGUAGUAAACAGGUUGCGAUUUGCGAAUGUUUUCCAUGUACAUCGUUUACGAACAAUCAGUAUAAUUAAAAUAAAAUAAGAUUCUUAGCAGGUGAAAUAUGAACGACCCAAAGGUCAGUGUUAGUUUCUCCUGUCAGCGAUGUCUACAACCGAUUCACAUCGAUGAUUCGUUCGCUGCCCUUGGGGAACACACACUGGCGGAACUAGCCCUUCCUAUCAAUUCCCAUAUAGAAGUGGACAUAGUAUCACAAUCGGCCAGUUUGGAUCACUUUGUACCGCCGUUUCGAUUUGCUGAAUGUAGUGGAAAUGAUACUAACGGAUUCAUGCUUCUCUCAGAUGGUCCAGAUCGAGAAUCGCUUAGCCAAAAUUUACGAGUUAAAGCGGAACUGUUCGAUGCACUGUCCAACAAUUCUGAAAUUGAUCAUCCUCUGUGUGAUGAGUGCACCGAUACCCUGUUAGAACUGAUGGAUAAGCAGUUGAAGAUGGCGGAAGAUGAAUGGAAUGAUUACAAUAAUUAUUUGAAGAAGUUGGAGAUGACAGACGAUGUCCCGAACAUUGAUCUCCUGGAGAAGGAACUAGUCGAUCUUAAGGAAGAGGAAGAACGCUUGCUGCAGGAUUUGGCGGAAAUGACUCGCGAGGAGCUUGCGAUUAAACUGGCGGUAAAAGAACAGGAAUUAGAGAAGCAAAGGCUAAGCAAUGAGGAAGAAAAAUACUGGCGAGAAUACACUAAGCAUCGGCGGGACGUUAUAACAACCGAAGAUGAAUUCCGUUCUCUUGAAUGUCAAAUGUCAUACGCGCAGGUUCAGUUAGAUAAACUAAAGAAAACAAACGUGUUCAACGUUACAUUUCACAUCUGGCACUCCGGGCACUUCGGAACAAUCAAUAACUUUCGUCUGGGCCGACUUCCUUCUGCUCCGGUUGAUUGGUCCGAGAUAAACGCCGCCUGGGGACAGACUUGCUUAUUGCUGUCAGCACUGGCGAGAAAAAUGAAUUUAACCUUUAAAAAUUAUCGACUUGUACCGUAUGGAAACCAUUCGCACAUCGAGGUGUUGGGUGAAGGCAAAGAACUACCGCUAUAUGGAAGUGGAGGCUUCCGAUUCUUCUGGGAUACAAAAUUCGAUGCAGCUAUGGUGGCAUUUCUUGAUUGCUUGCAACAAUUUAAGGAAGAGGUCGUGAAAAAAGAUCCGGACUUUUGCCUGCCAUAUCGAAUGGAAAAAGGAAAGAUCGAAGACUCAGCUACAGGAAACAGCUAUUCAAUAAAGAUUCAAUUCAACUCCGAAGAACAAUGGACUAAAGCUUUGAAAUUUUUGCUAACGAAUUUAAAGUGGGGAUUGACGUGGGUCUCCUCUCAGUUUACUGAUGAUAAACACUAGUAUCAAACGUUCGCUUGGCGCAAUGUGAGUCUGAUAAUUUUAAUUUCAAGAUGUGUAUUUUAUGUAAAAAAAAGCGUUAAUAAAAUUCUAUU